AUGGACAACCAACAUCCAGUUAUUGGAAAAAGGCAAGUUAUUUCAUUAGUUCAAAAUCCACAUGUUGGUCUUAAGCAUACUCAUAACCUGGUGAUUCAACAGAGUCCUUCCUUAGGAUUGGCACAGACACAUGAACUUGAUAUGGAUUUAAAACGAGCAGAUGAUAGUGAGAUAAGUUUAGGAGAGGGUGUAAGUUGCAGUUAUUUGCUGGUUCCUGCCAUUAACCAGGAAUUGGCUCUUACACAUUGUCAAGAACUUCAAAAUGAGUAUGAUCAAGGCAAUGAUCAUGAGAGUAAAUAUAAUGUGGGUGAUGUGGAUGAAUUGGAUCCAUGUGAAGAUGGUCAAAUGGGCAUCGAUCAAGAUGAUAGUGGGUUGGAUAAACAUGACAGGCAAUUGACUUUUACCUCACAGGAACAUGAAUUAGGCCUGUCAGAGAAUAAUGAAUUGGCUAUUAUAGAAAACCAUGAUAUUGAUGACGACUUGGAUCUCAUUGUUGACCAGAAUCAUGAAAUGGCUGUUAUCUCUUCACCCAAUCUGUCUGUUCAGCAGCCUCAGUUCAUAAUAACUUCCUCUAUUGUCCAAUCGCGGAUGAUGACUCCUGCUCCUACGCAUGAACUUAGUGUGGGCCAAGAGUUCCCUGAUGUCAAGAGUUGUCGCAGAGCAGCAAGGGACGCGGCGAUAGCUCUUCAUUUUGAGUUACAGACAGUCAAGUCAGACAAAACCCGUUUCACUGCCAAAUGUGCUAGUGAAGGAUGCCCAUGGCGAAUUCAUGCCGCAAAGCUUCCAGGUGUUCCUACUUUUACCAUUAGGACCAUCCAUGCAGACCAUACAUGUGGUGGUAUUGCUCAUCUUGGUCAUCAGCAAGCCUCGGUCCAGUGGGUAGCAAACUCUGUGGAACAACGCCUCAGAGAAAACCCACAUUACAAGCCAAAGGAGAUACUGGAGGAGAUUCACCGUGUUCAUGCUGCUAAUGCUCUUACUGUUAUGGAGUUUGAUGCUAAACUUCUGGAGAUAGAAGAAAUGUCACCAGAUGCUGCUUAUUGGGUUCGACGAAUUCCUCCUCGCUUGUGGGCUACUUCACAUUUCGAGGGAACACGCUUUGGGCAUCUGACAGCCAACAUAGUUGAGUCAUUAAAUUCUUGGAUACUGGAAGCUUCCGGGCUUCCAGUAGUUCAGAUGAUGGAGUGCAUACGUAGGCAAUUGAUGACUUGGUUCAAUGAGCGACGUGAAGCAAGCAUGCAGUGGACAUCUCUACUUGUUCCCUCUGCUGAAAGGCAUGUUUCAGAGGCCAUUGAACGAGCACGCACUUACCAGGUUCUCCGAGCAAAUGAAGCCGAUUUUGAAGUUAUAUCUCAUGAAGGGACAAUCACUGUGGAUAUCCGCAACCGCUGUUGUUUAUGUAGAGGAUGGCAGCUAUAUGGUCUUCCCUGUUCUCAUGCUGUGGCUGCUCUACUUUCUUGCAGGCAGAAUGUUCACCGCUUUACUGAGAGUUGUUUCACUGUGACAACAUAUCGCAAAACAUACUCACAAACCAUACAUCCUAUCCCAGAUAGAACCCUCUGGCAGGAAAUUUCUGAGGGAUCUCAAAAUGAAGGAAGCAGUGAAGAUAUAGUAGUGAAUCCACCAAAGACACUUCGGCCGCUCGUACAGACAAGAAAAAGGCGAACUCGUACUGAAGAUCGUGGUCGUGUUAAACGGGUUGUGCGUUGUAGCCGCUGUAACCAGACUGGACAUUUUAGAACAACAUGUGCAGCGCCCAUAUAA
This is a messenger RNA of Fraxinus pennsylvanica, 1764 nucleotides long. Lineage: Eukaryota; Viridiplantae; Streptophyta; Magnoliopsida; Lamiales; Oleaceae. The record is from the annotation of a GenBank genome assembly.